This is a messenger RNA of Haplochromis burtoni (Burton's mouthbrooder), 1437 nucleotides long. RefSeq lists its product as uncharacterized. Bases 133 to 1437 code for a protein of 434 amino acids. The record is from RefSeq and is a predicted model, not a curated record. The transcript is spliced from 9 exons. NCBI's taxonomy places the organism in Eukaryota, Metazoa, Chordata, Actinopteri, Cichliformes, Cichlidae.
AUAGAACAAGCAGAGAGACAAACGCACAGGCAUAACUGAAAGUAAAACACUGAGGACAAGACAGACCACAUAGAGGACAGGAAAACAUUCAUGAUCACAAAUAGUGAUGCAUGAGGCUUGUCAACCACAACAAUGAUAAUACUCCUGUUAAAAAUCACUGGCAGCUACAAAUUGAUGUUUCACAUCUUUAAAUUACCAAAUAUGUGUAGAUUCCUUAAUUUAUCUUUUUGUGUCUCUCAGGCUGGCCAUGGCUCUACUGAGCCAAAAGGUAACAGAAGAGGAGAUUCAAACCAUAAAAAGGCUCAUCAUGGGUCUGCUGGGCCACCAGAUGAUAGAACAGAUUCAGACCAUCAAACGGCCACUCAUGUGUCUGCUGGGCCUACAGAUGACAGAAGAGGAGAUUCAGAGCAUGUAAUGCAUAUUGCGAGAGAUAACACAGUCUACAAUGAUGGGGACACAGAUUGUUACUCAUCUGAUUCUGACGAAGAUGAAGAUCCUACGGCCAGUCAUCUGUCAGCUGGGAAAGCAGAAACCAAAGAGCACCAAGGAGCGACCAACUCUGCUUCAUCUGAUGAUGAAACUACAGAAGAAGAUCCGACAGAGCAGUUUUUCUGUGGAGAGAAGAAGAUAUAUGCUGGUUCCUCAGUCACAAUGGGAGCCCUCCUCCUGCUCCUCCUGGCGUUCAUUGUGAAGCACGGCUUGUCAAAAGCAGCAGCCAGAGAUCUCCUGCACCUCCUAAACUUGGUGGUACCCGGAUGUGUUCCAAAGUCGCUUCGCUUUUUAAAAAAGCAUUCGACUGAUUACAAUGGAAAGACUGAGAUUCACUUUUAUUGCCCCAGGUGUACAAACUACCUUGGUGUGGAUCCCGGUAAUGAGUGUAGUGUGUGCCAGCAGAGCUUGAGCAGAAAAUAUCUGAUCUUGAAGGCUUACUACUUCCUUGUAAUGCCGCUCGAAAUUCAGCUAAGAAACCUCCUUGCACGCUCCACUCAAAGCUUGGGAAGCAUUUCACGAGGGAUGAUUCCUUUUCUGAUGUCCACACUGGAAACGAAUACAAGAGUGAAAGACAAGACGGCAUUCGUCAAUCUGUGGUUCGACCCGCUUUAUGCCAGCAAGGACUUCCAUUUGACAGAUGAGCAUUUAAACGACCUGGACAGAGCCUUGUGUGAGAUCCAGCCACCAAAUGAAAUCAGCCAAAGUCCCAGGAGCCUCAAUGUUCAUUCCAUUCUGUUCCAUUCAAACUUCUCCACCACCAGGAGAAAGACCAAAGAGCUGUCAAAGGAUGUCAGGAGCAAGACUGUAGACCUGCACAAUGCUGGAAUGAGCUAUAAGACCAUCAGGAUGAAGUUUGGUGAGAAGAUGACAGCUGUUGGUGCAGUUAUGCAGAAGUUAUUGAAGACAUUUAAGAUGACAUUCAGUCGACCUUACCUCAUGGGGUGA